GUGGGCGGGGGGGCGGCCGGGCUUGAGCCCCGCUGAGCCCACCGGGCCGGCCAUGGGCGACCGCGAGCGAAACAAGAAGCGGCUGCUGGAGCUGCUGCAGGCGGCAGGCACCGGCAACGCUCACUGCGCCGACUGCGGGGCGGCGGAUCCCGACUGGGCCUCCUACAAGCUGGGCAUCUUCAUCUGUCUGAAUUGCUCCGGCGUCCACCGCAACUUCCCAGACAUCAGCAGAGUUAAAUCCGUGAGACUUGACUUCUGGGAUGACAGUGCCGUGGAGUUUAUGACCCACAACGGGAACCUCCGUGUGAAGGCCAAGUAUGAAGCCAGAGUCCCUGCUUUCUACUAUAUCCCCCAGGCCAACGACUGUCUGGUCUUAAAGGAACAGUGGAUUCGAGCGAAGUACGAAAGACAGGAAUUUAUGGCCGAUGGGAAAGCCAUCUCACCCCCAGGCGAUCGAGAAGGGUUCCUGUGGAAACGGGGAAGAGACAAUGCACAGUUCCUGAGAAGGAGGUUUGUUCUCCUGGCAAGAGAAGGCCUCCUGAAGUACUACACUAAGGAAGAGGGUAAAGGCCCCAAAGCUGUCAUCAGCAUCAAAGACUUGAAUGCCACCUUUGAGACGGAGAAGAUAGGGAACCCCCACGGACUGCAGAUCACCUACAGGAAAGAGGGCCACAUCAGGAACCUGUUCGUGUACCACGAAAGUGGGAAGGAGAUAGUGGACUGGUUCAAUGCCCUCCGAGCAGUCCGUCUGCAAUACCUAAAAACGGCCUUUCCUGAGCUCCCAGAGUCUGAGCUCGUGCCCCUCAUCACCAGGAACUACCUCAAACAAGGCUUCAUGGAGAAGACGGGUCCGAAGCAAAGAGAACCUUUCAAGAAAAGGUGGUUCGCCCUGGAUCCCCAGGAGCGGAGGCUGCUCUAUUACAAGAACCCACUGGACGCCUUUGAACAGGGCCAGGUUUUCCUUGGGAGCAGCGAGCAGGGCUACAAUGUGUACGAAGACGUGCCCAAGGGCAUCCGAGGGAACCGCUGGAAAGCCGGCCUCACCAUCGUCACCCCCGGGCGGAGGUUCAUCUUCACCUGCCCCAGCGAGAAGGAGCAGCGGGAAUGGCUGGAGAGUUUUCAGGAUAUCCUCUCCCGCCCCUUAACGCCCCUCAACCUCCUCAGUAAGAUGCAUGGCCCGGGGUUGGUUCUUUUGGCCAAGGGCAGAGGGCGGAAAGGGGCCCCAUGGGGUUCAGCCGUGGGCCCUGAAGCCGAGGUCCUGGCUUUUCCCAUUUUCUUCUCUUCCCGCCAAAGAAAGGUACAGACAGUGCACAUUAUUGUCAGCAAGCCCUCUCCGUCCAUGCAGAGCUCCUCUGUGGGGAGCCCUAUCCCAGAACCAUUGAGUCCAGGAGCCAGCAGCUUCUCUCUCCCCCCACCCCCCACCCCUUUCCAGUCCCUCUCCUCGUGAGAAAACCCUGGCCUAUUAUUAUUAGCUAAGGUCACACCCACUUGGCAGCUCCCUGAGUCCUGGGUUCCUCCCUACUCACAGAGGGAAGGCUAUUUUUAGUGGCCUUCUUUUCUCUGGAUCCUCCCUUCUGUCUGCUUCUCUCCCCCUCCCCUUCACCCCAGAUGUGUUACCAGUAGGUUUCUUUGUGCUGACAAGCCCUGUGAAAAACGGGAAGACAUUCUGAGCUAGGGCAGGAAACUUCUGGCCCAGGGCCUGGUUUGGGGGCACGAGAGAGAACUUCUGUGUUUGGAAAAGUACAGAGUGAGUGAGUGGGUGAUCCCACAUGGGCUCUUAGGAGAAACCCUUGUGCCCUUUGAGUCUGACCGUAUAAAACACACACUUUUUUGA
Molecule: messenger RNA, 1834 nt
Organism: Suricata suricatta (meerkat)
Lineage: Eukaryota; Metazoa; Chordata; Mammalia; Carnivora; Herpestidae
Gene: ADAP2
Product: ArfGAP with dual PH domains 2
Exons: 10
Coding region: 53-1447 (464 amino acids)
Biological process (GO): positive regulation of GTPase activity
Cellular component (GO): intracellular membrane-bounded organelle; plasma membrane
Molecular function (GO): GTPase activator activity; phosphatidylinositol bisphosphate binding
Source: RefSeq, a predicted model, not a curated record